AUGGCCCUUAAGGUUCCUUCCAAAGAGCUGGAGCUGCACCCUGAGCAUCGUCCUGACCACUCUUCGAGUACCACAGGAGUGCUUUGCGAAACGUGCUCACAAAUGCUCCCGAGGCGUCUGGAGGGCGGUCCACACCAUCAAACCCUAGGGUCGUUAGAAGCUGCUGCUGAAGCUGGCUGUUACAUCUGCGUGCGCCUGCUGCAGUUCACUGUGAAAACCGCUGGCAGGCACUGGGAGGGCUGCGUGAGAGAGCCGUUUUACUACAAUCAAUAUGAAUACAGAAAGCCCACACCAGAUUAUGAGAAUCUGCAGAGGUCGACCGCAGAGUUAUUCAUCCAUGCCCAUGUUGGCAUGGAGGGGGGCAGUUCUGCUAUAGACAAGAUGCUUCUGGUGGUCGCUCCCGCAUCCGCAACUUCUCUACCAGCCAGGACCAGCGUCUGGGGUAGGAAGUCCGCUAUUCCACUAGAUGAAGCGGUGGCCCAAAUCGAAAGAUGGAUGACAGCCUGCAUUGGUGACCAUGAUGGAACGGCAUGCUUAAAAAAUACACACCCGAGCUUUUAUCCAUCACGACUUCUGGAAUUGGGAGAGACAACCUUCCGCGUUGUUCGGACUGCCACCGAAAGACCCUAUGGUCCGUAUGUGGCUUUGAGCUAUUGUUGGGGGCCUAAUCCGUCAUUUUUGAGACUUACCGAUGUCAAUGAGAAGGGACUUGAGGCAGGAAUGUCUAUUUCUGAGCUACCUAUCGCAUUCCGAGAGGCAAUUGAUAUCGUCAGAAGGCUGGCAUAUCGCUACCUUUGGAUCGACUCGCUAUGCAUUCUGCAAUCCGGACCCGGAAGCGCAGAAGACUGGCAAAGAGAGUCCGCUUUGAUGUACCAGGUAUACUCUGGCAGCAUUUUGACACUUGCGUUGGCGCGUGCGGCGACACCAGAUGAGAGUGUUCUCGGUGGAAGGCCCCCAGAUGUGACGCUGCCAUACGAAUUCCAUGAUGAUACCACUCGACCUUGUACAGUCAUAUUUCCGGAUUAUUUCAGAAAAGCAUUAUACGAUCAGGCCUUGAACGAACGUGGCUGGGCUCUACAGGAGCGCGUGAUGGCCCCGCGUGUUGUUAGUUUCGGCGCAGGAGAGCUUUUCUGGGACUGUGCCCAGGUUUCUAACGCAAGCGAGUCGAUCCCAGGCGGCUUAGAGUCCAUACUAGAGCCUGGGGAUGUCGCCGUUAGCCACUUUGGUCUACCAGACAAGUCUAUACCUUCUAAUAAGGCAGGCUACGAUGCUUUGCUAAAGAAUUGGUGGAGUUUGUUGGAAGAGUAUACAAGACGGAAAAUCACCUACCCAGAGAACGACAAGCUGGUUGCCAUGUCUGCGAUUGCUAUGCAAAUGGCAAAGUCAAUAAACGAUGUGUACAUCGCUGGUCACUUCUUGAAGACUUUGCCCAGCAGUCUGGAUUGGGGUCCGUGGGCUCGACAUUGGCGCCAGGGGCUUCCAGAACGCCGAAAGCUCUCAGGCUCGGUAUCAACAAAAGAUGAAAGUAAGGUGAAUUUGGCGCCUACUUGGAGCUGGGCCUCGAUGGAUAGCCCUAUAUGUUGCUACACACCGUGGACCGGUGCAAGUGGCACGCUAUUGGCGGAGGUAGAAUCGUACACGCUGAAACUGGCCGAUGAGAACAACCCUACCGGUCCAUGUAUUUUCGCAAGCCUCACCAUCCGUGGCUACUGUAUGGAGAUUCGAUGGGAACGCGGGGGCUAUAUGGGGUUUACACCGACGGCGCGUUCAGUGGAGUGGUGUUGCAAAAAUCUCUGCUCGUGCCAUUUUGAGCCUGAUCAUUGCGAGUUCAGUGAUUUAUCAUAUCCGGACGGAACAGUUCAAUACGUGCUAGUGAUCCAUGAAGAAAAAGAAUAUCUGCGAUGGUCAGGCAUAGUCGUGGAGAGGGUGCCACUAGAAGCCGAGACGCGAUAUAGGAGGGUCGGCCACUUCGAGGUUUUCGGAAGGGUUAGGUCUGAGGAUACGAGAUCAAGAUUCUGGGAUGAUCGAUUCUCGAUUUGUGGGGACGAGAAAAUGCUCAUGAAGCUGGUGUAA
Molecule: messenger RNA, 2073 nt
Organism: Diaporthe amygdali
Lineage: Eukaryota; Fungi; Ascomycota; Sordariomycetes; Diaporthales; Diaporthaceae
Product: HET-domain-containing protein
Exons: 1
Coding region: 1-2073 (690 amino acids)
Source: RefSeq, a predicted model, not a curated record